ACAAAAAAAAUCGAUUGAAGCAGUUGACGAGAGAAAAUGGCUGGAGGAGGAGAUCAUCACGGCAGUCACGCCGACGGCGCCCAUGGCCAUGGCGGAGGGGAUUUCAGGGCCAAGGUCUGGACCAUGAGCGGUGGUCCCAACUGCCGCCCCUUGCACUGGAAGCGCAACACCGCCAUCGCCAUGGCUGGUAUUUUCCUCGUCUGCAUACCUAUCGCCAUGAAAUCUGCGGAACUCGAGCAACGACCACACAUGCCGGUUCACCCAAUUCCGUCACAAAUCUGGUGUAAGAAUUUUGGGAAGAAAGAGUAUUGAGUUUCUUCAUCAAGGCAAAAUGUGGUUUGCCUUUUCUUGAACAUCGUAUGCUUCUCACUUAUUUUUCCGCAGUUAAUAUGCUACUGUUGAUGUUCAAUUCAAUAAGAAAAGACUCUUGUGCUUGAUCCAUUUUGUUUUUCUUGUCUCAGUUCAUGAAUUUUUGUAUGCUA
Molecule: messenger RNA, 482 nt
Organism: Cynara cardunculus var. scolymus (artichoke)
Lineage: Eukaryota; Viridiplantae; Streptophyta; Magnoliopsida; Asterales; Asteraceae
Exons: 2
Coding region: 37-312 (91 amino acids)
Source: RefSeq, a predicted model, not a curated record